GCGAGUUCCGUCCCUCUCGCCCGCCGCCAGGUGCAGCUGAUCCGGCCAGCAUGUCCGUCCACUUCAGCUCCCAAGUCUUCAGCUCGCGCUCCGCCGCCUUCCCGGGGCGCGGCGCUCAGAUGCGCCCGAGCUCCGUGCGCCCCGGCGCCUUCGGCAGCAGCAGCCUCUACGGCCUGGGCACCUCGCGGCCGCGCGUGGCCGUGCGCUCCGCCUACCCGGGCCCAGCGGGCGCCGGCAUCCGCGAGGUCACCAUCAAUCAGAACCUGCUGGCCCCGCUGCACGUGGACAUCGACCCCUCCAUCCAGCAGGUGCGCCAGGAGGAGCGUGAGCAGAUCAAGACCCUCAACGACAAGUUCGCCUCCUUCAUCGACAAGGUGCGGUUCCUGGAGCAGCAGAACAAGCUGCUGGAGACCAAGUGGGCGCUGCUGCAGGAGCAGAAGUCGGCCAAGAGCAGCUGUGUCCCGGGCAUCUUUGAGGCCCAGAUUGCUGGCCUGCGGAAGCAGCUUGAGGGGCUUCAGAUGGACGGGGGCCGCCUGGAGGUGGAGCUGCGGGGUGUGCAGGACCUGGUGGAAGACUUCAAGAAUAAGUAUGAAGAUGAAAUUAACCGUCGCACGGCUGCUGAGAAUGAGUUCGUGGUGCUGAAAAAGGACGUGGACGCCGCCUACAUGAACAAGGUGGAGCUGGAGGCCAAGGUGGACGCCCUGAAUGAUGAGAUCAACUUCUUCAAGACUCUCAGUGAGAUGGAGUUGACAGAGCUGCAGUCCCAGAUCUCGGACACGUCCGUGGUCCUCUCCAUGGACAACAACCGCUCUCUGGACCUGGACGGCAUCAUCGCCGAGGUGCGCGCCCAGUACGAGGACAUCGCCAACCGCAGCCGGGCCGAGGCUGAGGCCUGGUACCAGACCAAGUUUGAGACCCUCCAGGCCCAGGCUGGGAAGCACGGGGACGACCUCCGGAACACCCGGAACGAGAUCGCCGAGAUGAGCCGGGCCGUCCAGAGGCUGCAGGCAGAGAUCGACAACACCAAGAACCAGCGUGCCAAGCUGGAGGCUGCCAUUGCCGAGGCUGAGGAGCGUGGAGAGCUGGCCCUCAAGGAUGCACACGCCAAGCAGGAGGAGCUGGAGGCCGCCCUGCAGCGUGCCAAGCAGGACAUGGCCGGGCAGCUCCGGAAGUACCAGGAGCUCCUGAACGUCAAGCUGGCCCUGGACGUCGAGAUCGCCACCUACCGCAAGCUGCUGGAGGGCGAGGAGAGCCGGUUGGCCGGAGAUGGAGUGGGAGCCGUGAACAUCUCUGUGGUGAAUUCUUCUGGCGGCGCUGGCAGCGGGCUGGCCUUCGGGGGAACCAUGGGCAGCAAUGCCCUGAGCUUCUACAGCGGUGGGGGACCGGGGGUCCUCAAAGCCUAUUCCAUUGGGACCACAUCUGCCAACCGCAGGAGCACCCGCAACUGAGCCCUGGGUGUGAGGAGACACAUACCCCCGUCUGCGCACAGGAGGACUCCCAUCCCUGGUCCCAAGGCUGCAAAGCAGUCCGCAAAAUGAUGUCAGAGUAACUUCCAAUAAAGCAGCCUCUUUCUGAGGCCUAGUCGAGCCCCGCGCC
Messenger RNA from Equus caballus (horse), 1596 nucleotides. It is a transcript of the gene KRT7, whose product is annotated as keratin 7. Gene Ontology annotation, cellular component: keratin filament. The record is from RefSeq and is marked validated. NCBI's taxonomy places the organism in Eukaryota, Metazoa, Chordata, Mammalia, Perissodactyla, Equidae. Gene Ontology annotation, biological process: intermediate filament organization; keratinization. Gene Ontology annotation, molecular function: structural constituent of skin epidermis.